ACAGACUAAUUUUACGGAAAUUCUUGUUUCUUUCACUUGCCAUCGUGAGAGCGGUCUUGUGAAAAUUAUUAAAAUGGCAUCGUUGUGUAGACAAAUUAUUCGUGGAAAUGCAUUUAAAAGUGUCAUUUUGUCGAACGCCAGGCGCGGAUUUGCCGACAAAAUGAUGCCGGACCCUCUGGAGCAUGCCACCGGGCUGGAGAAGAAGGAGCUGCUCGCGCUGCAGUCCGGAGACGACGACCCCUUCAACAUGAAGGUGCUGAAGAAGAAGGCCGGCACCAAGGACAUGCCCACCCUCGUGCCAAGCUGCUUUGACGCGCGUAUCGUUGGAUGCAUAUGCGACGAACACGCGACCGCUAUCAACUGGCUCUGGCUACACAAGGGUCACCCCCGUCGCUGCGAGUGCGGGCACUGGUACAAACUGAUCGAGAAGACGCCGCUAUAAAUACCUUAAAAUACAUUUUAGUUUACAAAUAAUGUAGUGGAAUCAAUAAACAUUGUUAUCGACACCUUUGCACACUGGCAACACUGGGCUGUUGUCUAUGCUUCUGCCUCGCAGAAUGUUGCCAAUUAAAAUAUAAUUUUAAGAGUA
This is a messenger RNA of Plutella xylostella (diamondback moth), 589 nucleotides long. Its product is annotated as cytochrome c oxidase subunit 5B, mitochondrial. Gene Ontology annotation, biological process: mitochondrial electron transport, cytochrome c to oxygen. Gene Ontology annotation, cellular component: respiratory chain complex IV; mitochondrial envelope. Lineage: Eukaryota; Metazoa; Arthropoda; Insecta; Lepidoptera; Plutellidae. The record is from RefSeq and is a predicted model, not a curated record.